Molecule: messenger RNA, 772 nt
Organism: Acanthisitta chloris (rifleman)
Lineage: Eukaryota; Metazoa; Chordata; Aves; Passeriformes; Acanthisittidae
Product: glucagon receptor-like
Exons: 7
Biological process (GO): cell surface receptor signaling pathway; adenylate cyclase-modulating G protein-coupled receptor signaling pathway
Cellular component (GO): plasma membrane
Molecular function (GO): peptide hormone binding; G protein-coupled peptide receptor activity
Source: RefSeq, a predicted model, not a curated record
UGGGUCAGCUCUUGGGGUGCCUGUGCCCCAGCACCCAGUGGGUGAACUCUCGAGGUGCUGGGUGCAGCAGCAUGCACCCGAAAAAAAAUGGGGUUCUCGGUGGGCACACGGCCAGCCCCACGGCAGGUCUCCCGUGCAGGCGGCGCUGGGGUGCCGAGCGGCGCAGGUGCUGAUGCAGUACUGCAUCCUGGCCAACCACUACUGGUUCUUGGUGGAAGCUGUGUACCUCUACAAGCUGCUCAUCGGGGCUGUCUUCUCUGAGAAGAAUUACUACAGGCUCUACCUCUACCUGGGCUGGGGGACCCCCGUGGUGUUCGUGGUGCCCUGGGUGGCUGCCAAGUACCUGAAGGAGAACGCGGAGUGCUGGGCGCUGAACGAGAACAUGGCUUACUGGUGGAUCAUCCGCAUCCCCAUCCUGCUCGCCUCCCUGAUCAAUCUGCUCAUCUUCAUGAGGAUCCUCAAGGUGAUCCUGGCCAAGCUCCGUGCCAACCAGAAGGGCUACGCGGACUACAAGCUGCGACUGGCCAAAGCCACCCUCACCCUCAUCCCCCUCUUUGGGAUCCACGAGGUUGUCUUCAUCUUUGCCACGGAUGAGCAAACCACAGGCAUCCUGCGCUACAUCAAGGUGUUCUUCACCCUCUUCCUCAACUCCUUCCAGGGUUUCCUGGUGGCUGUGCUGUACUGCUUUGCCAACAAGGAGGUGAAAUCUGAGAUGAAGAAGAAGUGGCAGCUCUGGAAGCUCGACCACCCAGCGCUCUGCUGUGCCCAGUGA